AUCUGCCCAGUAGCAGCCAGUAGCAACGGAAGCAUCUUUGCCCCUCUGGUAGCAUCAUUGCCAACGACCAGGAACCUAUGGAGAGAAAAGAAUGGACGAAAAAGUUCACAAGAUUUCAGGCAUGCUGUCGAGGAUACUUGGUGAGAAGGGCAAUGAAAUAUGUGCGAAGCGAAUACGAAGAUAUUGUCAAAGAGAUAGAGGGAGAUCUAAAUGACUUGCAGUGGAAGGGGGGCAUAAUUGAAAUCCCUAUAUUUCCUGAAGAGAGUGUCUCUUUUUUGGGCCUCGGCAGACAUGCAAAGGUUCACUCCAACACACAGCCUGAGCGUGAAGUAGAGAAGAAACAUGUGCCCCCGCACAUUGAAAUGAUUGAGCCAGAGAGAGACACUCGCCCCAGUGCCAGUGCAGAAGGAGUCUCCAGGCUGCCGAAGGUGACAACCAGCCUGUCAGAUGGAGGAAGAGUGGGCGAAUCAGAACCAUGCCAGGGAGCGGCAAGGGAGGGGACGCACACAGAGGAGAACAUCAAAGACACCACUGCCGCUCUGAGUCAGCUAGGACUGGAUCCAAGUAUUAUUCAGAGAGACUGCCUUCGGCGCUCCCUGGACAAAGACCCACCUCGGACUCGUGAGGAAGCGCGGACGCUCCGGAACAAACUUGCCAUGGAGCUGCUGUGGAUUCAGCAGGCCAUUGCCAGCCGCAAGAAAUACUUGACCCUGAGGAAGAACCUGGAGGACGGCACACAGCAGUUGAGUACAGCGGCCUCAACAUGAGGGACAGAAACUCUGAGAGUCCUUCAGUCAGUGAGCUAAUGGUACAAAAUGAUAGCUUGGACAGAGAAUGUGUAUAUCAUUUCAGUGAAAUGAAACUAUGUGCUUUUUUUCCCCUAUGCAUAAAGUGUGUAUAUUUUGUUUAUAGAAUUUGUACUUGAAUAAAAUAAUUAUGUUUAAACUUUACACACUGUUUAUCCAUCGGUUCACC
Molecule: messenger RNA, 975 nt
Organism: Sardina pilchardus (European sardine)
Lineage: Eukaryota; Metazoa; Chordata; Actinopteri; Clupeiformes; Clupeidae
Gene: iqcc
Product: IQ motif containing C
Exons: 5
Coding region: 78-767 (229 amino acids)
Molecular function (GO): protein binding
Source: RefSeq, a predicted model, not a curated record